Oreochromis niloticus (Nile tilapia) is the source of this 2801-nucleotide messenger RNA. RefSeq names its product endochitinase A1. The coding region runs from base 1034 to 2275 and encodes 413 amino acids. The record is from RefSeq and is a predicted model, not a curated record. Gene Ontology annotation, cellular component: nucleus. The transcript has 2 exons. Gene Ontology annotation, molecular function: DNA binding. NCBI's taxonomy places the organism in Eukaryota, Metazoa, Chordata, Actinopteri, Cichliformes, Cichlidae.
GCGUAGGGGAGAGCGGGGUAAGUUGUCACACGGGUAAGUUGUCACACUGUUCAUAACUCCAACACUAGAGGCUCUAUCUCAAAAAUGAAAUAGCCACUUUGUGUGACUUCUUCUUCUAUAGUCAACCUCCUGUUCACAUGUGGUCAAGACUGCUCUAAUCUGAGGUUUUUGAAGAAAGGAAGGAGAGGCAGGAAUUAAGGAAUGAAGGAAGAAAGUAAGAUGGUUCGAAAUUAUCAACGAAAGACAGAGCGUGGCAGAACACCACCUGACAUUAUGUUAAAGGCAGUCAGGCAGGUAAAGAUGCAGAACAAAUCAAUCAGAAGUACAGCAAAGGAUUUUGACAUAAAUUACCGUACUCUAACUCGGUAUUGUCAAAAGAUUACCAGAGAAGAAAUUGAAAGUCAGACAGCCAUGCCAACAACAAUGGUUGGUUAUACAACGCCAAGGAAGAUUUUUUUCCCCUGAUUUGGAAAAGCAGCUUGUUGAGUAUAUUACUAGGUCAGCUGACAUUUAUUUUGGUCUGUCACCAAGUGAGGUCAGAAAGCUUGCCUACCAGUUUGCUGUGGCACACGAACUGAAGUUUGUGCCUUUGUGGGCAGAAAAAGAAAAGGCCAGCAAAGAGUGGUUUACAGGCUUUUUAAAGCGGCAUACAACAUUGUCACUGAGAAAUCCAGAAGCAACUAGCCUUGCCAGGGCAAGUAGCUUCAACAGAGAGAAUGUCAAUGCUUUCUUUGACAACUUAGAGAAAGUGUUAUGCAAAUAUGAGUUUGGACCAGGAGACAUUUGGAAUGUUGAUGAAACUGGGGUCACCACUGUACAUAAACCAGACAAAGUGUUGGCCAGACGUGGAUUCAAACAAGUAGGGUCAUUGACCUCUGCUCAAAGGGGAACCCUUGUCACACUGGCCUGUGCUGUCUCAGCCAUAGGGAAUAGUUUACCUCCAUACUUUAUUUUCCCGCAUGUCCACUUCCGUGACCAUUUCCUGAUCAACGGGCCACCCGGCAGCAAAGGAGGGGCAAAUUCCUCUGGAUGGAUGAAAGACACACACUUUGUUGACUUCCUGCAACAUUUCAAUGAACAUACAAAGUGUUCAAAGGAGAAGCCCUGUUUACUCCUUUUGGACAACCACGAGUCUCAUCUGUCCAUUGAUGGACUCAAUUAUGCCAAAGAAAAUGGCAUAAUCAUGCUGUCAUUCCCACCCCACUGCUCACAUCGGCUCCAACCAUUAGACAGGUCUGUCUACGGGCCACUAAAGAGGCACAUCAACAGCACGUGUGAUGCCUGGAUGAGGAACAACCCUGGGAAGACAAUGUCUAUUUAUGACAUUCCUGGGAUUGUGGUAAUUGCAUAUCCUCUGGCUGCAACCCCAUUGAACAUUCAGGCUGGUUUUAGGGUGGCUGGGAUUCAACCUUACAACAGAAAUGUAUUUCUGGAAGCCAAGUUUGCACCAUCCUACGUCACAGAUCGCCCUAUUCCGGACCCUGCCCUGCCAGGCCCCAGCACCAACUCUGACCUGCCAGGCCCCAGCACUACCUCUGCACUGCCAGGCCCCAGCACCAACACUGCACUGCCAGGCCCCAGCACCACCUCUGACCUGCCAGGCCCCAGCACUACCUCUGCACUGCCAGGCCCCAGCACUAACUCUGCACUGCUAGGCCCCAGCACUACCUCUGCACUGCCAGGCCCCAGCACUAACUCUGCACUGCUAGGCCCCAGCACUACCUCUGCACUGCCAGGCCCCAGCACCAACUCUGCACUGCUAGGCCCCAGCACCAACUCUGAACUGCCAAGCUCCAGCACCAUCUCUAUCACGAGCUCACCCUUACCCAGCACUGCAAUUACUGACAGCGGACUACCAACUCCAGAGGACAUCCGGCCAUAUCCAAAAGCUGGCCGCCGAAAACCAUCCAGCAAAGGAAGAAAACGACGCAAAUCAGCAAUUCUAACUGACACGCCAGUGAAGCAGCAACUAGAAAAAGAAAAGAAUAAGGCUGAAUCUAGCAAAAAGCUGUUUCAAAAGAGAGGGACGCGAGGGGGGAAAACAUCUGGACCUAUGAAGAACAACGCAGCUAAAAGAAGAAAAAUAAUUCAAGAGUCAUCAUCAGAUGAUGAAGAGUGCUUCUGCCUUGUCUGUGUGGAGCCAUUUUCAAACAGUCGUCCAAAAGAGACCUGGGUAAAAUGCGUAAAAUGCAACAAAUGGGCCCAUGAUGCUUGCACCUCAGGCCAGGCAAUUUAUGUGUGCCAGAAUUGUGACUCUGAAGUUGAGUCUGAUUAAUCAGAAAUAGGGCAUCUGUUUUGUUCAGAGGAUAAACAUGUUAAGUAAAGCAAGUUAUUUGCAGCAUUCCAUUCAGUUAUGAUGGAUUUAUGUGCAAGCCAGAGAACAUUUGAGUUUAAAGUUCAAACUAAAGUUUUCUUUCUACUUAAUGUUUUGAUUAAAAUGUGUAUUGGAUUGAAAUAAUUGUUUUUUUUCCAAAUUCUCUUGGCAUAAUUGUUCAAAUUUCCAGUUUUGGUUUGAAUUUACUAAUUAAAAUCAAUAAUCACAAUUAAGUAUUUGUGUUCUUAUUUUAAGAUAAUCUAGUGUGACAACUUACCUGCCGAUGGGGCAAAUUGUCACAAGUGCACAUUCUCCAUUCAACAGUCUACAACUCCGUAAUGAGAUAAGAUAUGAAAAUGUAAUGAAUACAUCAUAUGUGCCCGAGACUUCCUUCUUUCAUUUGGUGAAACAUUUAUUACGUUGUGAUGUAUGGUGCUCAGUAAAAGUUAGUCAGUGUGAAAAGUGUGACAACUUACCCCGCUCUCCC